UAGAUCAAUGGUAAUAUGGAAAGGCUUCUGAAUAACCAGCUCAACAUCGUUUCUUUGGACCGGGGUCCUUAUACCACGUGAUGACCAUUCAAACGAAAAGGCGGCGCGCAAUGGUUGUUGUAUCUACAUGUCAUCCUCAGAAUGUGUCCUACCAAGUUUGUGCUAAAGUGUGGGAACUUCGCCGUGCUGGUGGAUCUCCACGUUCUGCCCCCGGGGUUGGGAGAAGAGGCCAGCUGGUUCACCGAGCAGCACAAGGAGGAAGUGUGCCAGAUGAUCAGAGACGCAGUGGAUCAGAGGGUUCGCCACUUCCUGGAGACCAGACACCAGAGGGGUCAGCCGAAGCAGAGGAAAGGCUCGGCUUCAGCCAGUCCCGUCUGUGUUAAAGGAGAGCGCAUCCGUCUGGCGGCCUACUUCAUGAAGCGCCACGUCAACCUGAGGUGCGUCGGGCCACGGCGUCGGGGAGAGUUGCGUGUGUUUCCCGAGCGGCUGGUUGUGUGCGCGAGCGUUCCAGCGGACGCGGCGGAGCGGGGGGGAGGAGGAGGAGGAGGAGGAGGAGAAGAAGAGGCCGACCCGACCUCGGUGAGGGACUGUUUACGUUUCCCCGCUUCCUCUCCCAGCAGCGCCUCGACCGAACCCGAGCGGGAGGGUCGCGAGCGUUCUCACAGAGCGCCGCCGCCGCCGCCGCCGCCAUGGCCGCCAAACCCUGCUCGGGUUCACGCCUCGACCGUGUUCACGCGGGCCGGCCCUGGACCCCCCGCGCCCCCCGCAGCCAGGCCGCAGGCCGCUCUCAGAAACAGAGCGCCCCCUGGGAAACAGAGCGCCCCUGGGAAACAGAGCGCCCCUGGGAAACAGAGCGCCCCUGGGAAACAGAGCACCCCUGGGAAACAGAGCGCCCCUGGGAAACAGAGCACCCCUGGGAAACAGAGCGCCCCUGGGAAACAGAGCGCCCCCUGGGAAACAGAGCGCCCCUGGGAAACAGAGCGCCCCCUGGGAAACAGAGCGCCCCUGGGAAACAGAGCGCCCCUGGGAAACAGAGCGCCCCCUGGGAAACAGAGCGCCCCCUGGGAAACGGAGCGUCUGGUCGGGGACGCGGGGGCGACCUUCUCGUCUGUCCCGUAG
Molecule: messenger RNA, 1119 nt
Organism: Anguilla anguilla (European eel)
Lineage: Eukaryota; Metazoa; Chordata; Actinopteri; Anguilliformes; Anguillidae
Gene: slx4ip
Product: SLX4 interacting protein
Exons: 7
Coding region: 142-1119 (325 amino acids)
Source: RefSeq, a predicted model, not a curated record